AUGGAAGAAGCUUUAAAAGGACAUAUUAGUACUGAAAAUUUAUAUUCUGAAGUUAUUGUUAAUGAAGAAGAACAUUACGGAUUGCUUGAUUUAGAUUUAUCAUUCAUUAAUGACAUGUUUGAAAAGAUUUCUUCAGCUCACAACCAAAGAUCAACUAUAACUUUAAGAGACAUUCAAUUUGCUGUCAGAUUUACUCUUCUAUGA
Molecule: messenger RNA, 204 nt
Organism: Entrophospora candida
Lineage: Eukaryota; Fungi; Glomeromycota; Glomeromycetes; Entrophosporales; Entrophosporaceae
Source: the annotation of a GenBank genome assembly